UGUGAGUGAUACUUUAUUUUUGCCCUUAUUUAUGGUUCAAGUUGCAGGGGCUUCUUCAGUGUCUCCAUUCUCUUCGUAUAGAAGAUCUACAUUGCAGACCCGAAGGAUGGCAAUCAUACGAGGCUACACGAAAGGACUCACAUGGGCCUUCCAUAGCUUCCGUGGGGCGCCUUAUAUGUUACGUCCCUUUCUCAUAAGACCCAAAUAUCUUCAUCAACCUUACUACUUCAGCAUCGUGCCUGUCUGCACCUUUCAAGUUAAUAGUCUAACAUGCGACUUAGCACGCAGCUUUUCAAUGUCACUGCUGGCUUUGCUGCCAUAUCCACCGGGCUAUUGAUCCCAUCAGUAUCUUCGGGGCCUUAUCGCGUUGGUCUGAACAUCAAAACUCUCACUGAUGAAGCCAGAUGGGAUCCUUACGCUCCCAGAGCAAGUCCUGAGAAGCGUCGUGUUCUGGUCUCCGCUUUCAUUCCCAUCAAUGCUCAGGAUAAGUCUUGUCUGGAUGGAGAUGUCAAUGUUUCAUAUAUGCCUCCCAAAACUCAAGACGUAUUCGGACGACAGGCUGAAGCCAUGGGUUUGCCAUCUGGAAUUUUUGAAGACUUGCAAUUGAACCUUUGCCGACUCCCUGAUAUGAAUCGUUCAGCAAAAGAGGCUGAGAAGAAUGAAACCAGAUUCAUAGUCGUCAUAUUCUCCCCGGGUCGUGGCGUAUCGAGACUCAUGUACAGCACCAUGGCAAGGUCGGUAGCUAGCCACGGCUACGUCGUGAUCACAGUAGAUCAUGCUUACGACGCUUCGAUCAUUGAGUAUCCAGAUGGGAGUUCCACUACUGGCGUUGUCGGCGAAGGGAACCAGACCGUUCUGGAAACAUCAGCGAAGGUUCGCUCGCAAGACAUUUCUUUCAUCGUUGAUCAAAUCCAAGACAACAGCACCGCAAAGGACUUGCUCGGCUUCACUGAAGUCGACCGCAUCUUUGUCUUUGGUCACUCAAUUGGAGGCGCGACUGCUGUGUCAACAUUGUUCAACGACGACCGCAUACAGGGCGCUAUCAAUCUUGACGGCGACAUGCUCGGCCCUGUCGUCAAAACUGGUCUUGACAAACCCCUCUUCCUCAUUGGCAGGCCUCAUUCUCGUGACCAAGGUCCGUCGUGGAACGAGACUUGGAAGAACCAGCGUGGACCAGGUUUGUUGCUACAGAUUGAUGGCACAACGCAUCAAUCAUUCUUGGACGCGCCAAUACUUGUUAGUUUGAGGGAUGUUCCUGAUGACUCGAAAGUUCCGGUCCAAGCUGCUCUGGGGACAAUUGAUGGCAGACGAAUGGCAUAUCUUGUAACUCAGCUGACCGUGGGGAUUCUGGAGUAUGUAUUUGACGGUGCCGAGAACCGAUUAUGUCGUCUAGUUGGGGGCCAACCGGAAGUAUCGGUUUUGGAGAACAAGGAAAUCAGUUGUUGAUGAGCAUGCUCAGUUUCGCUCUGAACGAAGACGUUUCAAAGAGGACCAGCAGGUUAAAAUCCAGUUUUCAACAGAGUGAUCAAUCUUUGCUGCUCCAAUAUGCAUGAUCAUCAUGUGA
Messenger RNA from Fusarium redolens, 1564 nucleotides. Its product is annotated as Alpha/Beta hydrolase protein. Bases 271 to 1446 code for a protein of 391 amino acids. Gene Ontology annotation, molecular function: 1-alkyl-2-acetylglycerophosphocholine esterase activity. Lineage: Eukaryota; Fungi; Ascomycota; Sordariomycetes; Hypocreales; Nectriaceae. The record is from RefSeq and is a predicted model, not a curated record. The transcript has 2 exons.